Messenger RNA from Naegleria lovaniensis, 1596 nucleotides. RefSeq lists its product as uncharacterized. NCBI's taxonomy places the organism in Eukaryota, Heterolobosea, Eutetramitea, Acrasida, Naegleriidae. The transcript is spliced from 2 exons. Gene Ontology annotation, molecular function: oxidoreductase activity, acting on paired donors, with incorporation or reduction of molecular oxygen; heme binding; iron ion binding. The record is from RefSeq and is a predicted model, not a curated record. Bases 1 to 1596 code for a protein of 531 amino acids.
AUGACUCUCCUCGACGUUGUAUUUGCAGUCACACUGGUUCUUGUGGCUAUUGUAUUAUUUUGUGCAUUCUCAGUGUACAACAAUUAUCGACACGCGAAACAUAUUCCUGGAGUUUGGCAAUUGAUUUUUGCUCCGUUCAAAAUUCCAAUCAUCUCCGAUUAUGUCUAUUUCGGAUCACAUGAAACCAUUCAAAAAUUGAUCAGAGAGAAGGGAGAUCCAAAAACCCAAACGGUUCGAGUUUCCUUGAUGAGUCGAAAUGCUGUCAUUAUUUCUGACAAGAAUUUGUUGAAAGAAUUAUUAAUUGUUAAAGGAAAUAACUUUAUCAAACCCAUUGCAACCUAUGAUGCUUUCAACGUGUUUGGUCCCAACAUUCUCUCCAUUUUGGAUGCCAACAGUGAAGCUUGGAAGAAUCAUCAUCGUGUCGCAUCAGGUGCAUUUGCAUCUAAAAAUUUAGAAUACAUGUCCACUGUGGCUUCUAAUAGUGUGGAUUUAAUUCGAAGCACGAAAUGGGAUAAGGAAAUUGAAGCAUCCAAGACAAGAAGUAUAAUGAUUGAUUCCAAUUCUGAUUUUUCAGAUAUUACAUUGGAUGUACUUGGUAAGGCUGGAUUUGGAUUGGAUUUUUCAAUCUUUGAUCAAGUCAGUAAGGAAGGUCGUAAUUUCAGAAAUGCUCUCGAAAUCAUGUUCACCAAAGGUAUAAUUUUAAGAAGAUUCAUCUUACCCAAUGCUCUCCUUUCAUGGACUCUUCCUUACUUGUCCAAGUGGAUGGGUGUUACUCAGGCACAUCAAGUCGUGAGCAAGAAACUGGAUGAAAUCAUUCAUGAACGAAGAAAAGAAAUGAUUCAUAAAGGAGAUUCUAACGUUACUUCGGAUUCUUCCUCAGACGAACGAAAAGAUUUAUUGAGUAUUCUCGUGGAGGCAAAUAUCAAUGAGAAGGGUCUUUUGAAUGAUGAAGAAUUGAAAUCAGAUGCAUUUAUCUUCUCAUUGGCAGGACAUGAAACUACUUCUACUGCCUUACAAUGGACUUGUUAUGAAUUAGCAAAACGUCCUCACAUUCAACAACAUGUCAGAGAAGAAAUCGAUGCAUUGCUUGGAAAGGGUCUCAAUGCUCGAUCCCCUAACUAUGACCAUUAUCCUCACUUGAAUUAUGUCAAUGCUGUCAUUAUGGAAUCUAUGAGAAUUCAUCCUCCUGUGACUCAAGUGGUCCGUGUCACGAAAAAAACGACUCAAGUGGGUGACAUUGUCAUUCCAAAAGAUACAGGAGUGUUAGUGAGUAUCUUUUCUGCAAAUAGAAGUGAGAGGAAUUGGGAUCGACCUGAAGAAUUCAUUCCAGAACGUUUUCCAAUGAAUUAUGAGGAACAAGCGAAAAUUCAACAUGACUUUGCUUGGCUGCCCUUCAGUGCUGGAAAUAGAAAAUGCAUUGGAUUUAAAUUUGCACUUAUUGAAGCGUGUAUCAUCUUGUCUCGACUGUUACAAUUUUACACUUUGGAAUUGGGAAAUGAUGAAUCAAAUCCCAAUGAUCAAGUCACCGAUGUAAAGGGAGUGACGGUUCGACCAGGAAAUUUGAAACUCAUUCUUAAACAUCGAACAGAUUUGUAA